AUGGAUGUUUACACUGUCUCUGAGCAAUGGAGCCAAAGCCCACCCAGAGGAGGGGGCUUCUCAGGGGCAUCUGUGGAUCAUAUAAAACUUCCCCACGGUCAGAGAGAUUCUAGUUGCCAGCUCGAGAGAAGAACUGUGACAGCAAUUAAGAAAGUAACUCUAGCAAAAACUGUAAUGCCAUCUUUAGGGUUGCAGAUUCUGGGCGUCGGGUUGGCGGUGCUCGGAUGGAUAGGAAACAUACUCAUCUGUAUGCUGCCCCUGUGGAAGGUGUCUGCUUUCAUCGGGAACAACAUCGUGGUGGCUCAGACCAUUUGGGAGGGCCUGUGGAUGACCUGCGUGGUGCAGAGUACGGGCCAGAUGCAGUGCAAGGUCUACGACUCCCUGCUGGCCCUGCCCCCUGACCUCCAGGCAGCCCGGGCCAUGGUGGUCAUCGCCAUCCUCUUCUCGCUGUUUGGCAUCCUGCUGUCCGUGGUUGGCGGGAAGUGCACCACCUGCGUCGGGGACAAAUCAGCAAAAAACAGAGUGGCCAUCGCAGCGGGUGUUUUCUUCAUCCUGAGCGGGGCUCUGUGUCUGGUGACUGUGUCUCUGCCUGCUAACACUGUCAUUAAGGACUUCUACAACCCCUUGGUCCCCGAUGCCCAGAGGAGAGAGCUGGGUGCAUGCUUGUACGUGGGCUGGGGAGCUUCAGGCCUGUUGCUGAUCGGUGGCGCUCUGCUCUGCUGUCAGUGCUCGUCGGGUGGAGACCGCUACAAUGGAGCAAAGUACUCGCCGCCCAAAUCCACGACACCUGGGAAGGAAUUUGUCUGAGCCAGUAGCUUCUGUCGAAAAGUGCCUGACUGUACAUACAGUGCAAACCUGUUACUGUUACAACGUCUGAUUUGCAUUUGUCAUUAACUUCUUAAAACUAACAAACUGUGGCCUUUUAUUUCUGAAAGAUACCAGAGACUCAAAGGUGUGUGCCAUGUUAGAUAAAUGCAUCACUGAGUUAGGACUGGAGACUCGGUCAAUGUUUUGUGUAAUAGUUUUAAUAUUAAUUCAGACUCUGCUGAUGUUUUUUAGCAAAAUAAGCACUUCAGGAAAAAACGAAUGUAAUCACCAUGUCAAAUGUGUUUUGUUUUUUACAUUCAUGUAAUAAACUGUAUUUUUUUGUCAGAAA
Messenger RNA from Hippoglossus stenolepis (Pacific halibut), 1156 nucleotides. RefSeq names its product claudin-4. Gene Ontology annotation, molecular function: structural molecule activity. The record is from RefSeq and is a predicted model, not a curated record. Gene Ontology annotation, cellular component: plasma membrane; bicellular tight junction. Gene Ontology annotation, biological process: bicellular tight junction assembly; cell adhesion. Lineage: Eukaryota; Metazoa; Chordata; Actinopteri; Pleuronectiformes; Pleuronectidae.